CUUCCCUGGCUUAAGUGCAGUUUUGCUGGGCUUUUGUUCCGUCUGUGAAUAGUUCUCACUGGACGCCAAGGCACAGUGACUCAGUAACAGGAGCCCAUCACCCAGCGACCGGUGCUCCCGCCGCCAGAAUCACCACGGAGACAGGGCUGCGUGGUGAGUGCUGCGCUGAGCCGCUCACGCCAGCCUUGCCCCGGCCGGCCCAUGGCCCGUGAGGAGCAGUGCCGGGAGGGCCUGGCGUACGACCGGAUGCCCCCGCUGGAGCGCGGGAGGCCGGACGCCGCGGGCUACGCCCCGGACACCAAGCCCGGCGACCUUCAGCUGUCGUCGAGGCUGCCCCCGUGCUUCAGCCGCAAGACGUGGGUCUUCUCUGUGCUGGUGGGGAGCUGCCUGCUCGUGACCUCGGGGUUUUCUCUCUACCUGGGAAACGUGUUUCCUCUGGAGAUGGACUACCUACGCUGUGCUGCGGGCUCGUGCAUCCCUUCAGCCAUCGUGAGCUUCGCUGUCUCGAAGAGAAAUGUUAGCGCGAUCCCCAGCUUCCAGAUACUGUUCGUGUCCACGUUCGCGGUCACCACCACCUGCCUGAUCUGGUUCGGCUGUAAGCUUGUCCUGAACCCGUCAGCAGUAGAUAUCAACUUCAAUCUGAUUCUGCUGCUUCUGCUGGAGCUCUUCAUGGCGGCCACAGUGAUCAUCUCUGCACGGUCCAGUGAGGCGCACUGCAAGCAGAAGGGUUCCAUCUCUGACAGCACCAACAUUCUGUGUGAAGUGACAUUUCCUGCUCGGGUCCUGAAAUCCUACUCUGUCAUCGAGGUGAUCGCAGGGGUCUCCGCCAUCCUCGGAGGGGUCAUUGCUCUGAACGUGGAUGACGCCGUCUCGGGCCCGCACCUCUCGGUUACGUUCUUCUGGAUCUUAGUGGCCUGUUUCCCAAGCGCCAUCGCCAGUCACGUGACGGCGGAGUGUCCCAGCAGGCCUCUGGUGGAGGUGCUGAUCGCCGUCUGCAGCCUGGCGGCCCCGCUGCUGUUCACGGCCUCUGGGUACCUGUCCUUCAGCAUCAUGAGAAUCAUGGACGUUUUCAAAGACUACCCACCAGCCUUCAAGCAAUCCUACGACGCGCUGCUGCUAAUGCUGAUGCUGGAGCUGCUGCUGCAGGCGGGCCUCAACACAGCCACGGUCAUCCAGUGUGUGCGCUUCAAGGUGGGCGCGUCCUGGGACGCCGCGGGCGCCCUGCCCAGCCCGCAGGAGCGCCCGGUGGCCGGGGAGUUGCAGGUGGCCAGAAGCCCCCUGAAGGAGUUCGACAAGGAGAAAGCGUGGAGAGCCGUCGUGGUGCAGAUGGCCCAGUGACCACACACGGGCCGCCAAGGCCCAGGGCCCACGCCCCGGCACCCUAACACCCAGACGCUAGUUGCCCCCGAGCUGCAACCCCAGCCCGCCCCUCCCCUUUCCUGCGGAGGGCCAGGUUCAAGGUGGAGUUUUCUCAUUUCUUGUGGUUUAAUUGUGAAAUAGGCAAAUGUUGACUGCUUUGUGCUUAUUGAGGGGUGAUCAUUUCAGUGCUGCUGAGGUGGCCUGACCAUAGGAGCCGCGGCACGGGGGCCCCUGGUGAGGAAGGGCCAGGCCGGAGCCGAACCCUGCCGGCGCUGAUCACUGGGCAGCCCCGGGCCCCAGGCUGCCGGCAUGCUCGCCUGCACCGUGCUCGGCCUCCCUGCCCUGCUUUGAUUUGCACCUGCUGUGUGCUCAGCCCUGCAUCCCUGCAUGGACCUUACCCAUCUCCACACUUCUAUCCUCCAGGCGAGGGGGGCAGCCUGCCAAGCCUCGAUUUCCCCCGGAGCGGGCGGAGCUGCUUCCUGCCUGCCCCAGAGCCUGCAGAGCCCUCAGAGCUGCAGGCGCCGGCAGCCCCCACUCGACCCGCAGUGUCCCCGUGUGAAACCCACAGGCCUGUAUUUCUGACCUCUUUUUACACUUAACCCCAGUGUUUCUGGAAGGGCCCUCAUCCAUGUUGGGCUGUCCGCACGGCCAGUAGAGACCCAGCUCAGUGGUAGUCAGCGCGCUCUUGUCCUGAAGCCUCUGUCAACACAGAAGUCCACCCUGAUCGCUGUGGCAGCUCAGUGUCCUCCGGAUGGGCCACGGCUGUGGCUGAGCCUGUCCACAGCUCUGAAAAUGGACAGGCCACAUCUGCAUGCCUUGAUGGCCUCGUGUCCCCGGCAGGCCGGGCAGACACAGGCCUUGGUCAAGUCCCCAAACAAGCACGGGAGCAUUGAGGGGCUGUCUGCACACAAGCAGACCACACCCACCCACGUGCAGCCCGUGGGGGCCAACUCCCCCUCCCAGCUCCUCAGGCUGGGUGAAAGCCACGGGGGUAGCGCAGGUGACAGGGAUGUCUCUAGGAGGCCAGGAAGUUGGAGCCUGACAGCUGGAGUGAGUGCCUGGGGCUACACAGGCACUUCUAACUUCAGAGACAGCGCAAAGCAUUCACACAAGUGGGGUUUUAAACUGCAUAGUCCUGUCUCUGUCAAUUUACAUUUUUGUGUGAUAUAAUUUAAUACUGCCUGAGCAAUAAAUGCUAACAUGUCA
Messenger RNA from Cervus elaphus (red deer), 2565 nucleotides. It is a transcript of the gene MLC1, whose product is annotated as modulator of VRAC current 1. Gene Ontology annotation, cellular component: plasma membrane; endoplasmic reticulum; cytoplasmic vesicle. The transcript is spliced from 12 exons. Lineage: Eukaryota; Metazoa; Chordata; Mammalia; Artiodactyla; Cervidae. The record is from RefSeq and is a predicted model, not a curated record. Bases 202 to 1338 code for a protein of 378 amino acids. Gene Ontology annotation, biological process: regulation of response to osmotic stress.